GUCUAACCUUAAACGCGCGAUAGCAGAGUGCGCCAGUUGUAUCGGCGAGUUGCGGGGGUUUCGUAUUUCAUAAUGUCCGUAAAUAUUUCGGUGAGACAGUUCGAUCGCGCGAGUCCUAUGUGAGUGAGACCUUGACUUUAGCACGCGCACGAUAAGCGCUGGAAGCAUCAAGAAACGUACGCAUCCCCGAGAAUCCGAUAAAGUCCUUGUCGCGGGCCGAUCGCUAUCGGUCUACCCGGCUGCGGAAGCUAAUGCGAGAAAAAGAGAGAGAGAGCCAACGAGAGGCACAGUCAAGAAAGAUACAUAGAGAGAGAAAAUCGCUGAACGCAGGUAGACGCGAACGUGCGCGUACGUGAGUGAUCAGUGAAAUUUAAUGAAAUUAACGACACAAUGAAUGAUCUUCGUAUAUCUUGUCAUUCCGUGUAAAUCGACUUUCUUUUUUUUCUACAUUACAGACAGGUUAACAAAGUAGAGAAAGAGAGAGAGAGAGUUACUGACAAGUUAACAAGAAGAGAGAGAGAGUGAGAACGAGAUAACUCGGAAUUUGUCGUGCCAAACUCGGCAGAUUCGCGUCCGAACGUUUUUCUUCCUCCCUAGAAACUUCUUGUUGGAUCGCCCAAUAUCCUCUCCCACUGAUUCUCCCUCGCUCUCUUCCCCGUGACCCCUGUGCGACUGCAGUUUGUUGCUGGAGCGCUACGAGGUGGCCAUUCAGCAGCCGUACAAUUUACGUGUAGUUAACGUGUCCGGGCAGGCACGCGUGUAGCAUGCUGGUGACGCGCGCGUGUGCGUGCAUCCGUCUUCGACUACUCGCAUCGCGCUCGUGAAAGAACCCGGCCCGUAGUGGCGGUCCCUCGGCGGCCGCGACAGUGAGUGAGGAGAGUGUGGAGGGCGACGGGUGGCGGCGACGGCGGCGGUGGUGGUGGCUGUGGCGGUGGCAGCACAAGGGGGGGAGGAGGCCUUUCGCCCCCUUCGCGAGCCAGACGCCGGUAAUGAGUGUUUACACCGCGAGCACGCCGACAGCGAGUAGCGCGGUAUCACCGGCGAUAAGUGCGAUUGCGACAACGACAACGACGGCGGCGACGACGACGACUGCGGCGUCGUCCACGGUAGCGGCAGCAACAGCAAUAACAACGACGACGGCUACGGCGACCACGUCGGCGGCGACGGCGACGACGACGGCUACGUCGUCCACGACGACCGCCGCGUCGCCCGAAGCAGCGACCGGCUGGAUCGAGUUCUGCGAGAGACACGCCCGCGCCUCGGCCUCCGAUUUCGCCAAGGCAUUCUGCGCCUACGUGAGCCUGAACCUGCCCGAGAGCGCCCGCGCCAACCUUUCGCAUCGCGACUUCCUCAGGAAGUUCGUCGAGAGUUUUUGCGAACACUUCGAGAGCGAGUACCUACGUCAUAAUGUGAGGUCACCACCAUUGCAUGAUGCCAAGAGUGCAGCGGCCAAUGAGAAAGAUAUAAACCUUGCAAAUCAGAAUGCCACUAACACACCGGUCCGUGCGUCGUCGCACGAGGAAUUCAGCGAUUAUUCCGAGCACGAGGGAGAGGCGAUGUCGCCGAAACCUAUUCACAAACCAUUCUUCCGCAGACUAUCUUUUAAAGGACUCAAAAAAGGCAAAAGUUUCUUCCACAAACAACAGAGUGAUGAGGUUGAGCUGUCGCACAGUGAACAUCGCAAGGAUAAGCAUUCGAAAGCCAAGUUGUCGAAAAUCGUGGUAGAGUGUAGGAAGGAAGGAAUCGUCAAUUCCUUGAUGGGCGAAAACAUAGACGGUACUCAAAAAUGGGAGAAGUCGCGAUUAGCUCUGAUAAAGGCCAUCGGCGGCUACAUGCUGGAGUUUUACUCGCCGCCAAAAGCGGUGAAGCCGCGAAGCGGCGUCUUUUGCUCGGCAAUCACGGAAGCGCGGGAAACCACGGCGCUCGAGAUGCCAGAUCACGAGAACACGUUCGUUCUAAAAACCCAAAAUAUGGAAUUCGUUAUAGAAGCGCACGACUCGAACGACAUGAGAUCGUGGCUGGCCACGAUCAAGUACUGUAUACGAACGGUGCAGCAGAGUUCAAGCGCUCCCGGUUCUAGUACAGGUGAAUCAAUAGGAGAUUCCCUGGGCCAUGGUUCCUUGACGAUCGGACCCGACAGCGAUCGAUUACGAGCCAAUUCGGCGAGUAAGACCUUCCGAUCGGCUAGUCACGAGCAUGGUGAUGACCAGCAGGGGAAUCCGCCGGAAUUGCCGCCGAGACUCCGAACGCGCAGUAGCAGUAACCUUGAAUUAUGUACCUCUCAGCAAGAAAUCGAGCAAAUGUCUGCUAAUGAAGGUGAACUAGACCUGUCGAGUAGCUUACGAGAGUACCCAUGGUUCCAUGGUACUCUUCCUCGGUCGGACGCUGCGCAGCUUGUGUUACACAGUGCAGCUAACGGUCACGGAGUAUUUCUCGUACGGCAAAGCGAAACAAGGAAAGGCGAAUUCGUAUUGACAUUCAAUUUCCAGGGAAGAGCUAAACACUUACGGAUGACGCUGAACGAUCAAGGUCACUGUCGAGUCCAACACUUGUGCUUUCCCGCGAUAUACGACAUGCUCGAGCAUUUUCGACAGAAUGCGAUACCUCUUGAGUCCGGCGGCACAGCGGAUGUUACUUUAACGGAGUACGUGGUGGCGAACCAUACGCCGCGACCGGUACCGGUGCAUCACAACGUGGCGAGCGCGAGCGUGCAUCAGCCGCAAGAGAGGAGACCGGCGGCGCUCCCGGAGCCCAGAGAAGUACGCACGUACGGUGGUUCUAUAAGAACGCGCAUGGAAUCGUUGGAGCGACUAGAGCAACAGAACAUCGUGGAACAGCAAGGCUCGGCGUCGUCCACUGGCAGAGCGGUUCAGAACACUUAUAGUUUUCUCUGAUAUUGGAUUCGCACUCCAAUUCGCAAUCAACCGUCAGGCUAUAAUCUGGUUAGUCCGACGGAUUGAACACGAACAACAAGUGCGAAAAGCAAAAACGAGAUUUUAUUUUCGCAGUCGCGCGCGUUAUGCUGUGCCGUGCAAAUGUACUCGACCAAGCGCGUCACUUUAUUUAGUACAAAAGUUGUAUUUUUUUUUUCUAUUUCGAGAAGUAAAACAAGAACUCUUCCAAACCCUGUUGACUUUCGUGUAGAAACACUCGACAGUAUACUCUUAUGAUUCGUCAGCAGCGUGUUUGCAUUGCAUUUACAUUAAACGAUAAGCAAAUAGAGAAUAGACUGCCAAACGAAACAAGUCUCAGUUAGCAAUAGUCACUUUGCAGUAUUGUGCAUAAAACUACUCCUCGAAAAUUACUUCCUCCACUCUCUUUCCCUUUUGAACAUGUUACACGAAGCUCUCUUUCGCACGUUUGCAUGUACCAACAGUUUAUCACUUUUUAUCAAGACCGAAUUAACGAAUUAAUCUCCGUCUCUUUGUCCUUGACGAGAAAACGGAGUGGCGUGUAUUUUAAUUUAAAAUCUAACAGAGUUUAAAUUUAACAACGACAAAAAGAAAUGCCCGGUUAUGCGUCGUUUAACUAAUUUAUGAUGUAUAUGUACUUACAAUAACGUAUACCACGCGUAAGACAUGCAUGCACGCGUAGGUGGGAAAUAAUAAUACCUUCCGAAAUCGCGAACUGUUAAACUGCCACGUGUCGCAAUUCUCGAUUCGUGUCUUUGGAUCAACCUGAAAACUUGAAACGCAACGCCAAAGCUAAAAUUUAAUACUAGAAAACCUCGCUUUGUCACCGACACAGUCUGUUACACGAAAUUGCAAUUUCAGCUACAUUGUCGCUAGUCCCGAUGCUUCAUAGGGCGUCGAGUAUAAUAGAAAUUCCCUGUAACCACCAGUAAGUGUAAAACAUGCCGCCCCGCGAUACUCAUAAAUUAUCCUCAAUGCUCGUCAAUGUGUAAAUCUCCGGUUUAUCGGACAAAAUGUGUGAAGGGCGAGAGGAAGAGUGAGAGAUAGAGAGAGAAGGAUGUAAUUAUAUUACGAGUCUGCAUAAAUCGCAGAGACGAAGCGUUUCGAGCUACAGUAAAUAUCGUCCCACGUAUCCUCGCAAGAAUAGCAGCACCGUACUUGAUAAGCAGCGUGUCGAGAAGUGUAUUAACGAACUGCUGUAACGACUAAGGACUAAUCACUAACACUGUAGAGCAAUACGACUGAGUUUGUGCGGAACUCACAGAUUAUUAGAUAAAUGUAUGAAUGAAUGGUAACAUGUACAAUAUAGAGAGAGAAAGCGAAAGCGAGCAAUGAUCGAUGAAAUAUCCGCGAUAUUUGGUGGUACGAGCAUAGGAGCAAGUAUUCUCAGUACGAACCGAACUGAUUACUGUGAUAAGAUCUUUCAUUUUGCGCAGGCAUCGAAUAAUCCCGUAUUGUCAUCCACGCUGGUCUACGUUCUUGUCCGUGGAGAUCAUCGCUGCUACAUUGUCGAUAGACAGAUGUAAAAAUAGAAUUUCCAAUCGCGAUAUUAUUGUAAGAAGAGAGAAAAUUCGUAGAAACGUCGUAGCCAAAUCCGGUGAAUCUAUAUCGCGAAUUCGUUCUUUAGUCAAAGCGCUCGGCGAGAUCAUGCUGUAGGUAGAAUGUAAGCUUAUCCUUCCUGUACUCACACAAUUAAAGCCGACAGUCCACGAGAUAUACCGAGUCUGACAACUAAUAGGCAUUCAACCGUAAUACUUUUUUACUUUAUGUUAAGAAGCAAAGGUGAGAAUAAAAACUGGAUUAUCUGAGAGUA
Odontomachus brunneus is the source of this 4725-nucleotide messenger RNA. RefSeq names its product SH2B adapter protein 1 (gene Lnk). The record is from RefSeq and is a predicted model, not a curated record. NCBI's taxonomy places the organism in Eukaryota, Metazoa, Arthropoda, Insecta, Hymenoptera, Formicidae. The coding region runs from base 990 to 2894 and encodes 634 amino acids. The transcript is spliced from 5 exons. Gene Ontology annotation, molecular function: transmembrane receptor protein tyrosine kinase adaptor activity. Gene Ontology annotation, cellular component: plasma membrane. Gene Ontology annotation, biological process: intracellular signal transduction.